Cucumis sativus (cucumber) is the source of this 3462-nucleotide messenger RNA. Its product is annotated as putative DUF21 domain-containing protein At3g13070, chloroplastic. Bases 416 to 2383 code for a protein of 655 amino acids. The transcript has 14 exons. Gene Ontology annotation, molecular function: flavin adenine dinucleotide binding. NCBI's taxonomy places the organism in Eukaryota, Viridiplantae, Streptophyta, Magnoliopsida, Cucurbitales, Cucurbitaceae. The record is from RefSeq and is a predicted model, not a curated record.
CCAAAAACGAGAAAUGCAAAAAGCCCCUGCACAACAAAACAAAUGGCCAUUGGACCCAUCUUCUUCAGGGCAUCAGACAUUUUCUCAAUUUAUCUUUGCUUGCACCCAUUACCAUUGACAUGUUUAUGAAGAAACCAGCCUCCUUCUUACGCCUCUAAGGCUACCAACUCCAAAUUCAACCAUGGCUCCAGCUUAGGAUCAAUUCUACCUCCUCUUUAGCUUCCUUUUUCUUCUCCCUUCUAUUCCCUGUUCCAGCAGCAGCAGCAGCAGCAGAAGAAGAAGAAGAAGAAGUAGAAGAAGAAGAAGAAAGGAGCAGCCAAAUCCCCUUUUACGUUACAUUUGAAUUGAUCUCUAUUUCGAUCUCAUUUGCAUUCUGCAUUGAAUUUUGGGUCCUGGGUCAUUGAAAAUUUUGUUCAUGGCGCUACAGUCUUCGACCCUGGGUUCGUCCGCCUUCUCUCUUGGCGCGAAACCGUUUUCUCUUCUGCAUUGCUGUCGAUAUAAGGCUGUACCGGUAAGGAAUUUUCGGAAUAACAAUCGGUACCCUAGUCUUUAUUCGUCGACUUGUGUUCAAUUUCGGAGUUCUGGAAGCGUUAUGUGUACGAUUUAUGAAGAAACUGAUGUGUUUGCAAAUGGAGCUCGUUUGGGAUGCGGGGUUAGUGAGAGCUCGAACUGCCCUGGUGUUCCUGAACUGAAUCGGGAUUUUGUUAGAGAAAUAGCAAAGCGUGGGAUUCUUUUCACUGCAAUUGUCUACGGUGUGCUGGUUGUUGGCUGUAAAAAUGUCUUGGCAACAGAGGGUGUGGUUAGUCUCAGUAAGGAUAUUGCUGGGCAGGGGAUAUUGGCGUUUAGAAAUGCGUGGCCAAAGGCGUUGCUGGUCCUUAAGAUUUUCAAGGAGCAGGGUUUGAUUUUGGCUUUGCUUUUGGGACUCUCAGCGUUUUUUUCUAUGGCUGAGACUUCAAUAACCACACUUUGGCCUUGGAAGGUACGUGAAUUGGCUGAAAAGGAACCUGAAGAUGGCGUCUUCAAAAUGCUUCGUACUGAUGUUACAAGAUUUCUCACAACCAUACUUAUUGGCACAACUGUGGUAAAUAUUGGGGCAACUGCAUUAGUCACUGAAGCUGCAACUGCAAUCUUUGGGGAAGCUGGUGUUAGCGCAGCAACUGGAGUGAUGACUGUUGCCAUUUUGCUUCUCACUGAGCUCACUCCAAAAAGUAUUGCUGUGCAUAAUGCUACAGAGGUUGCUAGGGUUGUGGUCAGACCAGUUGCAUGGCUUUCUGUGAUACUUUACCCAGUGGGAAGAAUUGUCACAUACCUAUCAAUGGGGAUGCUUAAAAUGAUUGGUAUGAAAGGGAGAAGUGAGCCAUUUGUAACUGAGGAGGAAUUAAAAUUGAUGUUGCGAGGGGCAGAACUGAGUGGGGCCAUAGAGGAGGAAGAGCAGGAUAUGAUUGAGAAUGUUCUUGAGAUAAAAGAUACACAUGUGAGAGAGGUGAUGACACCUCUUAUUGAUGUGGUUGCAAUAGAUGGCAGUGCCACACUGGUGGACUUCCACAAUUUGUGGGUUACUCAUCAGUACUCAAGGGUGCCUGUUUUCGAGCAGCGGAUAGAUAACAUUGUUGGGAUUGCAUAUGCAAUGGAUUUGCUGGAUUUUGUACAGAAGGGUGAAGUACUAGACAGCACUACGGCUGGGGAUAUGGCUCAUAAACCUGCUUACUUUGUGCCUGAUUCAAUGUCUGUAUGGAAUCUUCUCCGAGAGUUUCGUAUCCGGAAAGUUCACAUGGCUGUUGUGCUUAACGAAUAUGGCGGCACUGUUGGAAUAGUAACCUUGGAAGAUGUGGUUGAGGAAAUUGUUGGUGAAAUCUUCGACGAAAAUGAUUCGAAGGAGGAGAUCCAGAAAAAAACUGGCUAUAUUGUGAUGCGAGCAGAUGGAGUAUAUGACGUGGAUGCCAAUACUGCAAUCGAUCAGCUCUCUGAAGAUCUAAAUAUCAAAAUGCCAGAGGGUCAUCAAUAUGAGACGGUGUCGGGUUUUGUUUGUGAGGCUUUUGGAUAUAUUCCAAGGACGGGUGAAAGUGUUAAAGUGGUCCUUGAAAAGGAAGAUGAUGAAGAAGAGUCCAAUCCUGAAAACAAGAAUCAAAAGGAAAGACACUUAAUAUUCAAUAUUGAGAUAUUAGCAGGAAAUGCUAGAAAGGUUAGCGCUGUUCGGUUUGAAAGGGUGAAUGAUGAUAAUGGUGAAGUGGCUCAUCUUGUCCCAAAAGUGAUGAAGAAGAAAUGGAGCAGUAACGACGAGUCUGGUAGUGUAGAAAAUGAUAAUUUAUUAUCAUCAGAGGGAGUUGACGAUAGCCUCUCUAGAGAGCAUCAAAAUGAUGAUCAUAGUAGUGAUAGAAAUUAGUGAGCAUAACUCAUUUUUGUUCCCUCAUUCUUACAACACCAUAUAGAAGGUGAAGGAUUAAAUUGAAAACGCGGGAAAAAGCAUCAACAAACAAUAAACUAACGUUAUAAUAUUUCACAGAUGAAGAGAGGUGUCAAUAUUUGAAUCAUCAACACAGUUUGUUCUGUGCAUGACUUUUUCUCUUGACCCCACGUCUGAUAAAGUAAGAUUAUCCGUGACUUGAAGAUGAGAUUUUCUGCUUUCCAAGACUGGCUGAAGGUAUGAAGAGCCUUGGAGUGGUGACCUAGGUGGAAGAACUAGUUCAGAAUGGAAAUAUAGCCCCGUUUGCUCUGAGCACACUGCUGUAUUGGCCUGUAUGGACUCAGACGACAUUCUUCGAAAUUCUUUCUGCUCUCUCAACUCCUUAGCUUUCUGCAAUUGUCUAAAUCUUUCCUGCAGCAAGGCGAUGGAGGAGUUCAUUGCUCUGGCAUUACAGUUUUCACUACUCAUUGCCAAAAGAAAAGGAAGGAAAAGAAAAAUGAAAAGAAAAGAAAGUAAAAAGGAAGGGGGGAAAAAGUCAAUCUCCAAUGCUUCGCCAACGAGACCUGUCAGGUAGCUCUUUGAGGAAUGUUUGAAUAUUUGUAUCUCUAUUUAUAGUACAUGGGUAGGUGAUAUUUUGAGAAGAUUAAUUGAUGUAUUAAUUAGUUAAGUUUAAGCUUUCGAUUAGAUAUUGAAUCGCGAAAAUAAAGGGAAGAAGCAGGUGCCAAGAUGGAAAGGCCAAGUAGAAAUGGCCAGGAGCAAAGCUGAGUUUUGGUUGUUGGAUGUGAAGAAGGCAGAGACUUCCAAGGAGAGAGAGGGAUUGAGAGGCAGGAAUGUAGCUUUUGUAGGCGUAUGUUGUGUUCAAUUAUUGGAUUAUGAUUUCUAGUCUGUUUGUCUGAGGGGCUGCGCUGUGCCCUUUUCAAUGGGAUUUUGCUUUGAAUCUACCACUCUCUCUCUUCUCUUUUUCUCUUUUUUCUCUUUUCCUCUUUUCUUUUGAAUUAGAACUCUACAUGUGAAAUUCAGAAUGGUGGAAGUAUAUCACUCUCUUGGGAUUCCUUUGC